GUGCACACUGGAAACUCAAAGCAUGACUCUAUAUUGUACUUUUGUAAUGUACAAUUAUUGCUGUGGAGAGCAGCGAUGGAGAUGUUAGUCCUCUUUCCUUCUCCAUCCCCCUUGCCCUGGUGCCUGUGAAACAGAGCAUCCCCAUGGCAACAGCAGCAGCUGGUCCCUAGAUAAGAGGAGCUGAAGCCGGCCAGCAGCAGCCACUGCCACAGAGGAGCCAGGCCCAGCUUCGGUGAGCACACACGCCCUCCCUGUCUCUUGCCUUCUCGUCUCUGCAUCUGCACUGAUUGUGCUGGAGAAGAAAUACAUCCACCCACCCUCAUUUGAUGAUGUCCACUGAGCAAAUGCAGCCACUGGAACUCUCAGAAGACAGACUGGACAAGCUAGACUCUCGUUGCAGCCACUUAGGUGAUCUUUCAGACCAGUUCAUUAAGGACUGUGAUCUCAAAAAGAAGCCUAGAAAGGGAAAAAAUGUACAGGCCACCCAGAAUGUUGAGUCAGACCAAAAAAAACCAAGGAGGAAAGAUACACCGGCGCUGCACAUCCCGCCUUUCAUACCAGGUGUGUUUUCAGAACAUUUAAUUAAAAGAUAUGAUGUUCAAGAAAGACAUCCAAAGGGCAAAAUGAUUCCUGCUCUUCAUAACACUGACCUGGAACAGAAAAAGCCAAGGAGAAAAGACACACCUGCCCUGCACACGUCCCCCUUUGCAGCAGGUGUGACAUUGCUCAGGGACGAGAGACCCAAAGCAAUCGUGGAAGAUGACGAAAAGGAUGGUGACAAGAUAGCUAUUUAAAGAUAGUUCCCCUGAGACCACUUGUAAAUAGGUUAGAUUGGUUCCCUAUGGUGACCUAGAGAAAAAAUAGACUUGUUUCUGCUCUCGUUUUUGUCAUCAUCUGACUUUAAGAUUCAGACACCUUCUCCCAAGGAGAUGUAUGCCAUCAAAUUGCCAGUCACCUCUUUGUCUCUGUCUUCUUUCUGAGUAUGGUUUCUAUUCUGUGUUUUGAAUUUUUAUUUUCUAGUGUAGUGGAAAAGAAACAGAUCAUCCUAAAUGAGGAGGUAACAGGGAAAGCACUGGGGUUCAGUUUCUGCAUCUUCUGGAUCAAUUCAUGGAGGAAAGAUUGUGGAUUACAUGGGCUCCUUCUUGGUUUUUGCUGCUGAGCAGGACUUGACUUAGCAUCAUCCAAGCACCAGUCCAAGUGGGGUUCCCUGUUGCCAGUUAGAUGAAAUUGUUUGGACUCUAACUCACUGAUUGCUUUGGAAAAAAAGGUCUUUUAUUUCUCCUGUCCUAUCUUAAGGGUCCAAAUGUCUCUGGUGAAGUUCCUAAGACCCUUGUCCCAGAUACUCUAAAUGUGACUAUAUGAGCUGGGGGGGUCAACCCAGCCCACCAUGCCUUGGCUGAUGAUCCCAGAGGCAGAGAGUGCUGGUCUGUCUGGGAAGCUUAGCAAUGCAUCUUCAAAUUUAUUUUUAUUUUUAAAAAUAUUUCUUAAACAUGCUGUCCCAACAUUUGUGAGUUGUGUCACAAGUGAGUAAUUAUCAAUGGUAGAUAAAAUAUCAAUGAUUGUGAUGAAUUUACUUAAAAAAAUUAGUCAGUGAAAGCCAUUCUGUUAUUUUUAGUAUUCUCACUUAUUUAGACUUCAAUACACUUUCCUGGACGAGAGGGGAGAGUGUGGUGUUAGCUAGUGAGCGGAGGUCUGUAUAUUGUUCUUGCCCCAGCCUGCAAUCUGUGGCAUACAGGCCUCAUCCACCAGGCAAUAGACAGGAGAGAGGUGAGAACUAUUCUUCGAAGGAGGAAAAGUAGAUACGCAAAUUGUCACAACUAAGAGUGAUAAUUUGGUAGCUCUGUAUGUAUGCUGGUUCCAACUGUUUAAUCCCUUCUGUCUUUCUGUUCUCACAAAGAUGGAAAAGAUGCAGGAGCUUGCCGGAAAUAAAGCUACAUCUAUCCACA
Molecule: messenger RNA, 1946 nt
Organism: Piliocolobus tephrosceles (Ugandan red Colobus)
Lineage: Eukaryota; Metazoa; Chordata; Mammalia; Primates; Cercopithecidae
Gene: PPP1R17
Product: protein phosphatase 1 regulatory subunit 17
Exons: 5
Coding region: 327-794 (155 amino acids)
Biological process (GO): regulation of phosphatase activity
Molecular function (GO): protein serine/threonine phosphatase inhibitor activity
Source: RefSeq, a predicted model, not a curated record